Messenger RNA from Rhizophagus irregularis DAOM 181602=DAOM 197198, 793 nucleotides. Its product is annotated as 60S ribosomal protein eL24. The record is from RefSeq and is a predicted model, not a curated record. Gene Ontology annotation, biological process: cytoplasmic translation. Gene Ontology annotation, molecular function: mRNA binding; structural constituent of ribosome. Gene Ontology annotation, cellular component: cytosolic large ribosomal subunit. NCBI's taxonomy places the organism in Eukaryota, Fungi, Glomeromycota, Glomeromycetes, Glomerales, Glomeraceae.
CCCUAGAUUUUUGCAAGCUUCUCAUCUUACAAAAUUAUCGUUAUUCUCGACUUUCAUCAUGAAAAUUGAGACCGAUUCCUUCAGUAGCAACAAGAUCUACCCGGGCAAAGGCAAACUUUAUGUCCGGACAGAUAAUAGGGUCUUUCGAUUUGUUGGAUCAAAAUCCGAAUCUUUGUUCCUACAACGAAAGAAUCCACGUAAAAUAAGUUGGACACAGGUUUACCGUCGUAUGCAUAAGAAAGGUAUUACUGAGGAAGUUGCAAAAAAACGUACACGCCGUACGGUCAAACAUCAAAGAGCUAUUGUCGGUACAACUUGGGAAGCUAUACGUGCUAAACGAAACCAAAAACCUGAAGUAAGAGAAGCUGCUAGACAAACCGCUCUACGUGAAGCUAAAGAGAAAAAGAAAGCCGAUCAAGCAAAAAGAAAAGCCGACAAAGCUAAGACUGCUCAAGCUACUUCUCGUGGGCAAUCUAAAAUUUCUAAGCAACAAGCUCGUGGAGCUCCUCAAAAAGUUGCCGCAAAGAGCCGUUAAAUAAAUUUCAUAAUAAUAAUAUUAUUAAAUAGCUUAGAUAUGUUUUUACAUUAAUAAAAUUAUAUUAUUAUUCGAUAUUCUACUCAAUUUCUCAAUUUAAUUCAUUGCCCAAUGAUUUAUUGAAAUAACACCCUAGACGAGCUAUAUAAAUUCUAUUGAUUAUUAUUCAUUUUGAAGUAUUAUGUCAAGAGAUGAACACACUUUAUCUAAACAAUCAAUUUUCUCUACCGAUUUUUACUUAAAAUAAUUUAAUAAAUA